Messenger RNA from Puntigrus tetrazona (Sumatra barb), 2284 nucleotides. It is a transcript of the gene tardbpa, whose product is annotated as TAR DNA binding protein a. Gene Ontology annotation, biological process: regulation of gene expression. The record is from RefSeq and is a predicted model, not a curated record. Bases 413 to 1372 code for a protein of 319 amino acids. NCBI's taxonomy places the organism in Eukaryota, Metazoa, Chordata, Actinopteri, Cypriniformes, Cyprinidae. Gene Ontology annotation, cellular component: nucleoplasm. The transcript has 7 exons. Gene Ontology annotation, molecular function: RNA binding.
UUAGGGGGUCAGAGCGGUAACUGGAUGCAUUAGUCCACGCGUUUUCUAUAUUUUUACUACUUUGCAUCGCGCGUUUUAAUCGCAAUCGGUAGAUAAUCCAGUACAGUCGAUGAAUAGUUGUUUGGACGCGGUGACAAUUGGCGGGAACAGGGUGCAGCGUUACGCGCCAUUCAUUUGUAUCGUGCUCGCGGUUAGCAAGUAGCUUAGCUUAGCUAAUGGCACCCCGCAUUAUUUGACGACGGUCGCACGUAAACAAUAGACAUCGCACUUGUUGCCGGCUAAUUUGUGGUUGCGUUUACUUCUGGGGUCUUUCCGGUGCAGUAGUUUCGGUUUCAGCCCCGUCUAUUGUCUUGUAGCUGAAUUAUUGAUCGGCUCGGAAGCUGUUAGCACAGCUCGCGCUCUCGGUGUAAACAUGACGGAGUGUUAUAUUCGCGUGGCGGAGGAUGAGAACGAGGAGCCGAUGGAGAUCCCGUCCGAGGAGGACGGCACCGUGCUGCUCUCCACCGUCGCCGCGCAGUUUCCCGGUGCCUGCGGCCUGAGAUACCGUAGCCCCGUUUCUCAGUGCAUGAGAGGGGUCCGACUGGUGGAGGGGGUUCUUCAUGCACCCGAAUCAGACUGGGGCAAUCUGGUGUACGUGGUCAAUUAUCCAAAAGAUAACAAGAGGAAGAUGGAUGAAAUGGAUGCUGCAUCGGCUGUGAAGAUCAAGCGCGGUGUGCAGAAGACAUCAGAUUUGAUUGUGCUUGGGUUGCCAUGGAAAACAACAGAGCAAGACCUUAAAGAUUACUUCAGCACCUUUGGAGAGGUCAUCAUGGUGCAGGUGAAAAGAGAUGCAAAAACUGGAAACUCCAAAGGAUUUGGCUUUGUAAGAUUUACAGACUACGAAACACAAGUAAAAGCCAUGUCCCAGCGGCAUAUGAUUGAUGGAAGAUGGUGCGACUGCAAGCUUCCCAACUCAAAGUAUUUCCUGGAACAGGCUGGCCCGGAUGAGCCUAUGAGAAGCAGGAAAGUUUUUGUGGGCCGCUGCACCGAGGACAUGACAGCCGAUGAGCUUAGACAGUUUUUUAUGCAGUACGGCGAAGUCACAGACGUGUUCAUUCCCAAACCUUUCCGAGCCUUUGCCUUCGUCACCUUUGCUGACGAUCAGGUUGCCCAGUCUCUGUGCGGUGAGGACCUGAUCAUCAAAGGAACCAGCGUGCACAUCUCCAACGCUGAGCCUAAGCACAAUAAUAUUCAUCACCUCUUUUCCAAUUUCCGGGAAGAAGCCCCUCGUUGGCCGCAAUGUUCGAGCGAUCUCAGUAUCAGUUCCCUUCUUCCCAUGUGUAAAUGCUUUGCCAUCAAAGAGCACAGCUUCACUCUGCAUAUACUGUGUUAGACGGGACGUUGGACUCGGCUGGCCCAGGUUUACCUCAGAACCCUGAGUGAAGUCAAAAAUGGGAGAGCUGAAGACUGAAGUUCACACAGUCCAUCUGUGGAGACUGCUGCUGUAUGCCUUUAACCUGAAAAGGGACUACGUCACUUCACUGUAACCAGAUUUCCCUGGAUUCCCCUUUUUGAAAUUUCAAUGGACAAUUCCCAAUUGGCCCGGAGUGCAUGACUAAAGACGGUCCUUGGCAAUCUAAAAGCAGAGUUUAAACCAGUGUGUUUGUGGAUCAGUCCCAUUGCAAAUGACUUAAUGUCCAUGCUCGUGUGUUUCAAGCUGUUUUACGCAAGACAUCAAUGCAGUCAUUGAUCUUGCUUUUAAGUCUUUUUUUCUGUUUGAUUGCUUUUACAUGAUCUGUCCCACUGUAAAUAUAGUUUAGUGAAAGUUGAAAAGGCCUAUUUUUCAUACAGUGUCCUGUUGUGGGUGAACAGAUAGGAUUUUGUGAGUGGGGUUUGUGUUAUGACUUGAAUCACUGGCAGGAUUUCCAUUUUUCAAAAUACUUAAUAAACGUACACAGAGGAACUGUAUCUGUUUUUAUUUUUACCUGAAAGUUUGUGUAAUUGUAAAAUGUUGGUGGUUUGAAGUGUAAAAAAACAAGUGCUGAAUUUAACCUACAGUGCUGGUUUUAGUAUAACACAAACAUACUAUUUAGUAGUUUUGCUGUUUGUCUUGUUUGUGUAAUAUCAGUAUGAGAACUGCAGAUAGUUUUACUUAAAAUAACUGCUGAAUAUAAUGUUAAAGAAUGAAUUUUCUUACUAAACUUGAACAAUUUAAUAAUAAACUUUAAAGUCCUAGUUUAUUGCUUCUGAGGUUUAACCUGCAAUGUAAUCUUUUCUCUCAUAAAUAAAUCCUUCAGUAAACUUA